AUGCACUGCCUGCUACAGCUGUGCUUGGCGCUGGCCUUCUGCGCCGUUCUGGCCCCGUCAGCCACUCUUGCCGAACGCCGGCAGAGCUAUCGCCUGGGCCUGCGCUCCGCGGGCCGCCUCGAGGAUGGCCAGCCGGAGGGCAGAUUCACCUCCUCCAUAGCCAACAAGUUCAGCUCCCUGAAGGGCACCACAACCACAACCACGGCGGCUGCGACAACGACCACAGUCACAACCUCGCCGACAACGCCCACAACCACGUCCCCUACUACUUCCCCCACCACAACGUCAGGUACAUCGACUGCGACGUCCUCGCCGACUACCAGUCCAACCGCGACUACACGUCGGGCCUUUGGCAAUGACAAUGAUGGGGACUCCGACGAGGAGCUGGCCCGUGCCUACGACGACGAGGAGGACGAUGAGGAGCAGGCGGGCAGCGGCAACAUGGAAGACGACGAUGAGACCGACGAUGAUGAUGACGAGUACUAUCUGCUUGCCGCUGGAUCCGGAGGCAAUGCCGUCCAACAGGUGGAAUCCAACUCCAACGCGGCCGUGGCGCGCCCCACCGAGCUGCAGUGGCGCCAGUUCCAGGCGGAUCAGCGCAACCGUCGUCGCAUCCAGCGUCUGCAGCAGGAGCACAACCAGCGACUGCGGGCCCUUCUGCGCCGCCAGCGCCGUGCCGACCGUCGCAACUCGCAGCGCGUGCGCCGCAUCCAGAAGCAGAACCGCCGUCGCUCCACACGCCGCGACCGUCGCAAUCGGAGCCGCAGCAAGGCCCAGCGCCAGCGCCGCCGUCGCAACAACCAGAGCCGCCGACGCCGUCAGCAGAGCCAGCGCCAGCGUCGCCGUCAGCGCCUGAACCAGCGUCGCCGCCUGCGCCAGCUGAUGCGCCGUCGUCGUGGCGGUCGCCGUGUCGUCCGUUUCUAG
Drosophila persimilis is the source of this 924-nucleotide messenger RNA. Its product is annotated as PH domain-containing protein DDB_G0287875. The record is from RefSeq and is a predicted model, not a curated record. The transcript has 2 exons. Lineage: Eukaryota; Metazoa; Arthropoda; Insecta; Diptera; Drosophilidae. The coding region runs from base 1 to 924 and encodes 307 amino acids.